Messenger RNA from Leptomonas pyrrhocoris, 898 nucleotides. Its product is annotated as putative glutamate 5-kinase. The record is from RefSeq and is a predicted model, not a curated record. Gene Ontology annotation, cellular component: cytosol; cytoplasm. Bases 95 to 898 code for a protein of 267 amino acids. NCBI's taxonomy places the organism in Eukaryota, Euglenozoa, Kinetoplastea, Trypanosomatida, Trypanosomatidae. The transcript has a single exon. Gene Ontology annotation, molecular function: glutamate 5-kinase activity; ATP binding.
GCUCCCUUCCCACCACAGCUUUCUUUCUCGACUUCUAUUUUCUUUUCACUGGUGCCGCUGUGCACAGCACACUUCUUUGGACCGCAGUUUCCUCAUGGCUGACAGCACGCACACGUACCGGCGCAUCGUGGUGAAGGUGGGCUCUUCCAUCAUUGUGGAGGACCAGAAGAUUGCUUCCUCACGUAUCGCGGAGCUGUGCAAGUUUGUAGCCGAUCUCCACGAAAAGUACCAGGUCAUCAUUGUCACCUCCGGCGCUGUCGCAGCGGGCUACACGGAAAAGCCUCUCGACAAGUCUCUUGUGCCGAACAAGCAGGCGCUGGCCUCGCUCGGUCAGCCGCUGCUCAUGCAUAUGUACUUCACCGAAUUCCAAAAGUUCAACAUCCUGUGCUCGCAGCUGCUGCUAGGCGCCUACGACUUCGACUCGCGGAAGCGCACCAUCAACGCGCGCAACACCAUCGAGGUCCUCCUCGCCAAUAAGGUGGUGCCCAUCAUCAACGAAAACGAUGCGACAGCGCUGCGGGAGCUCGUGUUUGGCGACAACGAUCGCAUGUCGGCUCAUGUUGCUUAUCACUUCGACGCGGACUUGCUGGUGAUUCUGAGUGAUAUCGACGGUUACUACACCGCCAACCCACGGAACUGCAAGGACGCACAGAUCCGACUCGUGGUAAAUCAGCUCUCCCCGGCGGAGCUGCAGGAGGAGGCGACCCCGAAUAAUCAGUUUGCCACCGGCGGCAUCGUGACGAAGCUGCAGGCCGCACAGUUUUUGCUGGAUCACGGUAAGAUGAUGUAUCUCUCCAGCGGUUUUCAUCUCGCGGAGGCACACGAGUUUCUGCUUGACGGAAAGCACUCGUCGGGUACUCUUUUCUGUCCCCUGGCAGCGUCCAACGGACAGAGCUGA